AGGGAUAGGAAGAGAUUACGGCGAUGCUGAAACUAAAUGAGGAAGAUUCCAGGAAAAAGCGUGGAUGUACCUAUCAUCGUUCGAUUUGCAAUGUUCACUGAAAGGUAAAUGACAAGGAAAAAAUGCCGACACAUUCACGGAACAAGAAACGAAACACUCGUCCGCCUCCGACACGAGAGGCCGAAUACAAAAUUAUGAUAGAUGUUGUGAACGAUGUUUGUCUGGAAAUUCGAAAAUUUGCCAAAAAAUAUCUGAACGCAGUAGAAUUAAAUUAUGAAAGCUGUGCAGCUUGCUUGGAUGAGCUUCUAACAAGCUGGAAAAUGUCUGCUUCUCAGUUCUCUACCUCCAAGGAAUUCUGGGAAAAACACAAAAUAAAACAAGUGGAAGAAGGCAUCAGAAAGAAGCAGGAUUACAAGAAUUUAGUGUUUAUUUGUGAGAGAGCAAGGACUUUUGAAAAACUGAUUCCAAAUAUUCGGGAAAAUCUUGUGGAAUGUGCAAGGGACCAUUUAUACAAAUAUUGUCGGAGUUUUAUAGAAGAAACCUACGACGAAGUAGAAAUUCGACCUAUAACCGAAUACGAGGAAUGGAUAGUAGCAAGCAAAAAGGAUAUAGACCAAAAAAUUGCUUCUUUGAAUAACAAUAUAUUAAAGUACGGUGAAAUGAAAUCACCAUUUUAUGACUUUAUAUCCAAGGGCAACAUCCACGCAGCAUUAAUGGAAGAAAUAUGUGUUCUGAAUAUUGAAAUCGCUCACGCCAUAAAGAAAUGGAUCGCGGACGAUGCGUCUUAUCCCGAUCGUUUAUUACAAGAGGUCUUUUUCAAUAAUUCAUACAAAGAAAGUCUAGUCGAAAACAUCCGGAAGUUGGAAGAAGAAAAACAAGUCGCCACAAAAAAUUUAGACAAAAAACAAAAAGUUAACUAUUCAAUAAUGAGAGAUCAUGCAUACCAUAAAAAAGAAAAACACAAACUUAAAAACAGCUUAGAGACUGUGAACUUAAAAAUAGAGAGAUUGGAAAAACAAAUUGAAAAUAAAAACACGGAAAUUAAUGAUCUGAGAGAGGCAGUGGCGGACAAAACACCAAUCGCCCCUAGAGAUCGUCAGGAAUUACGGCGGUCGUUAGAGAAAGCGGAGGCGGAUCUAGAUCGUCUCGAGGAGCGGAAGAGUGUGAUGGAAAGACAACACGGGCGGUUAGACAGGGAACUCAAAAAAAUCUCAGAUAGAACUUACGAACUAAAGGUGGAAAUUGUUACCAAACGACACGAACAAGAAGAGAUAAAACAGGGAAUUGUGGGUACUGAGAUUGAAAUGAAAUCCAUCUUAGACCGUCUGAACAGCAUUGAUGAAAAACAAGAAAUUUUGAAAAGAGUGAGAGAACUGAAAUUAUCUCCCGAUACAUUAAGAAGGAUUAACACUAGGAAACAAGAAGUCACCACAAAAGAGAAGUCGCCAUCACCUGUGAUGCAUGCACACUUAGUUCAAAUGGAUGACGCCUGUCGAUAUGUUGCCUUUCACAUUGGACGAGAUUGGAAGAAGCUCUACGAUCGUCUGCCAUUCCAGCCCCCACGUGACCCCGACAGGCGACAAAAGGAUGUGGAAGUCAUCGACACUAUUUCGGCCCGCCAAGACAGAACUCCCGAAGAAUCGGCACUUCGUUCUUUGGAAAAGUGGCGCUCUUUUAACAGACAUGGCGACAUUGUUCAGCUUAUAAAGGGACUUCGGAAGCUAAAUAAAGUUGAGCUAGCACAAAAACUGGAAAGCAAAUUCACUGUUGAAAAUGUUUAUGGAUAA
Saccostrea cuccullata (small rock oyster) is the source of this 1787-nucleotide messenger RNA. Its product is annotated as myosin-9-like. Lineage: Eukaryota; Metazoa; Mollusca; Bivalvia; Ostreida; Ostreidae. Bases 123 to 1787 code for a protein of 554 amino acids. The record is from RefSeq and is a predicted model, not a curated record. Gene Ontology annotation, molecular function: protein binding. Gene Ontology annotation, biological process: signal transduction. The transcript is spliced from 3 exons.